Molecule: messenger RNA, 1206 nt
Organism: Camelina sativa (false flax)
Lineage: Eukaryota; Viridiplantae; Streptophyta; Magnoliopsida; Brassicales; Brassicaceae
Product: acyl-[acyl-carrier-protein] desaturase 7, chloroplastic-like
Biological process (GO): defense response; fatty acid biosynthetic process
Cellular component (GO): chloroplast stroma
Molecular function (GO): stearoyl-CoA 9-desaturase activity; stearoyl-[ACP] desaturase activity
Source: RefSeq, marked provisional
AUGGCUCUAAAGCUUAACCCUUUGGUGGCAUCUCAGCCCUACAAAUUCCCUUCCUCGACUCGUCCGCCUAUCUCUUCUUUCAGAUCUCCCAAGUUCCUCUGCCUCGCUUCAUCUUCUCCGGCUCUCAGCUCCGGCGCCAAGGAGGUUGAGAGUUUGAAGAAGCCAUUUACCCCACCUAGGGAAGUGCAUGUUCAAGUCUUGCACUCCAUGCCACCUCAAAAGAUCGAGAUCUUCAAAUCUAUGGAAAACUGGGCCGAGGAGAAUCUUCUGAUUCAUCUCAAGGAUGUUGAGAAGUCUUGGCAACCCCAGGAUUUCUUGCCUGAUCCUGCAUCGGAUGGGUUUGAAGAUCAGGUAAGAGAGUUAAGAGAGAGGGCUAGAGAGCUCCCUGAUGAUUACUUUGUUGUUUUGGUCGGGGACAUGAUCACAGAAGAAGCACUUCCGACCUAUCAAACUAUGUUGAACACUUUGGACGGAGUUAGGGAUGAAACAGGUGCUAGUCCUACUUCAUGGGCUAUUUGGACAAGAGCUUGGACAGCAGAGGAAAACCGACAUGGUGAUCUUCUGAACAAAUACCUUUACUUGUCUGGUCGUGUUGACAUGAGGCAGAUCGAAAAGACCAUUCAGUACUUGAUUGGAUCCGGAAUGGAUCCGCGGACAGAGAAUAACCCCUACCUUGGCUUCAUCUAUACUUCAUUCCAAGAAAGAGCGACCUUCAUCUCUCACGGAAACACAGCCCGCCAAGCCAAAGAGCAUGGUGACUUCAAACUAGCCCAAAUAUGUGGCACAAUAGCUGCAGACGAGAAGCGUCACGAAACAGCAUACACGAAGAUAGUUGAGAAGCUCUUUGAGAUUGAUCCUGAUGGUACAGUCAUGGCUUUUGCAGACAUGAUGAGAAAGAAAAUCUCAAUGCCUGCUCACUUGAUGUACGAUGGGCGCAACGACAACCUCUUUGACAACUUCUCAUCCGUGGCUCAGAGGCUCGGUGUUUACACUGCGAAAGACUACGCAGACAUUCUUGAGUUUUUGGUUGGUAGGUGGAAAAUUGGGGGCUUAACUGGGCUUUCAGGUGAAGGAAACAAAGCACAAGACUAUCUAUGCGGGUUGUCUCCAAGAAUCAAGAGAUUGGAUGAGAGAGCUCAAGCAAGAGCCAAGAAAGGACCCAAGAUUCCUUUCAGCUGGAUACAUGACAGAGAAGUGCAGCUCUAA